AUGUAUUCGGCAAUAACGCCACCAUCAGAGGCUUCGCCAUCGAUAUUGGCGACAGCCAAACAUUUUCUCAAAGCUCAGGCUAAUGCGCUGAUAUAUUUGUCUUCACUUUAUGAUUCGGAUCAAACAGCUCAGGAUCAGUUCUUCUCUUCUCUACAGUACAUGUAUAAUGCAAUUCUCACAAAUGGAAAGAUUAUCGUGACUGGUAUGGGUAAAUCAUUCAAAAUUGCCGACAAACUGGUAGCCACCAUGAAUUCAUUAGGUAUCCAUGCUGCUAGUCUACAUCCUUCUGACGCUUUACAUGGUGAUUUGGGAGUUGUCAGGCCUUCAGAUGUGCUGAUUAUGAUUACUUCUUCUGGAACCACCCCAGAGUUGACGACUUUACUAAAUCAUAUCCCAAGAGGUUUGGUUGUAUUAUGUUUAACCUGUAGUCCUCAAUCUCCACUGGCAAAAGCUUCACAUUCUGUACUAUCAGCUCAGGUGCCGGAUCAUCUGUCUGAAGUCAAUGUAUACGGGCUGGCUGCUCCCACAAUCACAACGACUGCAUGCUUGGCUGUGGGUGACGCUAUUUGCAUUACUUUAGCUGAGAUGCUUGUUGCUGAUGAGAAAACUAGAAGGCGUAAUUUUGGAAAGUGGCACCCCGGUGGGGCUAUUGGCCAAUCUUAUAUUGAAAAUAAGACUUCUGUUGCGAAUGGUGGUGUGGUAGUAACGACGGCGGUUUCUUCACCUCCACAAUGUUCCUAUGUUGAUUGGUCUGAUAUUGGUAUUAUAGACUGUUCUCCAGACCAAUGUGAUGAGUUGAAUCUCUUGCGAGCAUGUGCUGGUACAAGUUGGGUGCUGUUUGAAUCAACUCAUCUUGCUUCAUCGUCGAAUCUUCUGGCUGGAUUUCGAAAUAAAGCUAACUUUGCUCAGCGGCUGUACAAUAAGAGUGAAUAUAUCGCUAUUUCAUCUCUACCGCGGAUCUCACAAUCACAACUACAAGCUGAGCAAGAGAAUCUUCUGUCACAGAUAUAUGUCAUCACUGAUAGUACUGACACGCCCAUCGGGGUGCUUGACAGACGAUAA
Sugiyamaella lignohabitans is the source of this 1062-nucleotide messenger RNA. RefSeq names its product Polysialic acid capsule expression protein. NCBI's taxonomy places the organism in Eukaryota, Fungi, Ascomycota, Dipodascomycetes, Dipodascales, Trichomonascaceae. The record is from RefSeq and is a predicted model, not a curated record. Gene Ontology annotation, molecular function: carbohydrate derivative binding. Gene Ontology annotation, biological process: carbohydrate derivative metabolic process. The transcript has a single exon. Bases 1 to 1062 code for a protein of 353 amino acids.